Molecule: messenger RNA, 2331 nt
Organism: Chelmon rostratus (copperband butterflyfish)
Lineage: Eukaryota; Metazoa; Chordata; Actinopteri; Chaetodontiformes; Chaetodontidae
Product: cytochrome c oxidase assembly factor 8
Exons: 5
Coding region: 121-732 (203 amino acids)
Biological process (GO): intrinsic apoptotic signaling pathway
Cellular component (GO): mitochondrion
Source: RefSeq, a predicted model, not a curated record
CAGCCGGUUAUACGGGCGGAAAGACGCAGACAUGAGCUCCUCUGAGGUCUGGAGUGUGUUAACACGAACAGUCGCCGUCUCUGACACCGUUUAACGGCAGUUUAGUCUCGGUUCGUUAAAAUGGCGUCUAGAAGAGCGGCAGCAUGGUGUUCGACGUGGAGGACCUUCAGCUCCUCGACCCUCCACGCCGCUCUGCGACCCCCCCGCCUGUCAGCGGGGAGCAGGCGGCAGUGCAGCUCCAAACUGGCAACCCAGCAGGACAAAAAGCCGAAGAGAUCUCCCUUCAGACCUGCACCCAGCUCCACACACGACUGGAUCGGUCCACCAAACCCUCUGUCCAACCUGCGGCCGAUCGUUUACCGCGUCCCCGAGAGCGAGACGGAGCUGGAGAAACGGCUGCGACACCUGAGGCAGGAGACCGAGGACUGGAACCACCAGUUCUGGACCAAGCAGAACAUCACCUUCAGCAAGGAAAAACAAGCUUUCAUCUCUUCACGGCUGAAUUCAAAAGGCUUGACUGUGCAUGACGAGGAAGGACGCCGCCGCUCCCUGAACAGCGAAGAAAUGGCCGUGUUUUACAAAAGCUUCCUCGACCAAAACAGAAUACGGCAUGCAAAUUAUAACAAGGAAUGGUACCGACGUAACUUCACCAUCACCCUGCUCAUGGCCCGAGUCGCCCUGAACAACAUGUGGAAGACUGUUACCAAGAAGAGCAGUGCUCCCACCACCUGACAGGAAACAAAAGAUUCGCCUCUCUCCUGUCCCGGUUUUAGUGCUUUGCUGUGCUCAUCUGAUGGGUGAUUUGUCUCGUUUCUGCCUGUCUCAUCUUUUUCUUCUGUUUUUGAUCUGUGGUUGAUGUAAUCAGAGCCCCCUCAGGCACCGAAACAUAUUUCCACAUACAGACAGAUGAGCCGAUGAUGAAUUCAGUCUCUGCGUCUUUUAUUAUAAUUAUACUGAAAAACAGAGGACAUCAGCAGGGCUGCAGGCUGUUAACACCUGCCUGCACUUCACUAUAACCCCCCAGUGGUUACUGAACAUUUACCUGAUGCGCAGGAUCACUGAGUGAUUGGAGGUUUUGGGUGGUGCUGAUUCUGGGAGGCAGCACAGUUGGGUUUGACGAGGUGUGUUUGAACUUCACGUUGUUACUGGAGGCAGCUGAGAGCAGAGAAACUGACAUUUCUGCCUGUUUUCUGUCAGAUUUCUCACCGUGAGCGUGCUGCUCAGUCAUUGAUGAGAAAAGUGAAUCAUUUCUUUCGCAGUCUGGUCACGUCGUUCAAAACACGAACCAAAAGUCUGUUGAUACUUUAAAAAAGAAAAAAGACGUCAUAUUGAUGUAUUGUACUUAAGUACAAAUUCAAGGUACUUGUACUUGAGUAUUUCCAUUUCAUGCAAACGUCUCUUCAUCUCAGAGACAAAUAUUGUACUUUUUACUUUACUUCAUUUGUCUGUCAGCUUUAGUUACUAGUUACUUUGCUGUCCAGUAAAAACCACGUAUCUCCAGAUGUGUUGAAUGUUUGUGAUAAACUGAAGGAUGAAGUUUUCCUUCAUGUCUUGAGAAAAUUCUCGUCCUUUUGCAGCUAAAUAAAUUGUUUAAAAAGCCUCUUGGAUCAGAUGAAAAUGCAUCGUCACAAAGCUGAGAACAGGCUGUUUUUCUGAGAUGCGAGGUUCUCACCUGAAACAUCUACAGCAGUUAAAUGCAGCAUCCACAUUAAUGCAGCAGGAAUAUUAAUCCACAAACAUCAGAUAUGAUUGAUUUAAGCACACUUUUCUGAUAAUACAUACUCAAAUAAGGGUUUGAAUGCAGGGUUUUAACUUUUCAUAGAGUAUUACCCCAGUGUAGUAUUAGGACUUGUAAGUAAAGGAUCUGAGUACUUCCUCUAUCACUACUGUACACUGUUGUGAUUUGGAUCAUCUGGCUGAUUAUUGAUAUCAUUAUUAUCAGCAAAAUGUUGUAACAAUGAUGUAAUUUUAGGUUCUUUAUGCACUACUGGUAAGUUUAAUAGUAAGUAACAGAAUCAUAUUUCCCAAACUCCUUCCAUGUUUUGUAUGUAAAAUCUUUAUCUGAAAAGUAAGUUAGCAAAUGAAUGUAUUGGAGUAAAAAGUACAAUAUCUUCCUCUGAAAUGAAGCAGCAGAAAACGCAAAUACUCAAGUACAACUAUUUCAAAAUUAUCUCAGAAGUACAGUAGUUGAGUAAAUGUACUUAAUUACUUUCCACCAAUGAAGGUUGAAUGAUUGUAUCUGUGUUGUUGUGCUUCUUCUUCUUCUUCUUCUUCUUCUUCUUCUUCUUCUUUUAAAUUGAUAAUGACCUAUGAGUCUGAAAUAAAGUUGAA